AUGUGUAUGUUAUUCAAUUGCUACCUUAGCAAUACAGCCGCUUUUUUAAUCAAUAAACAAAUGUGGCGAGGGAUUGCUGCUACCUCUCAGUUCCAUCAUGACGACGCCUUCCGCUACCACUGCUCCUAUAGGCACUCGCAGCACAAACGGUCCAAGUGGAAUUUCUUGCCCUGUCUCGCCCUUUCUGUCCCCUUGAUCGCUUUUACUCGCCAAAAUGACGCCAGUGAGGAUGAUCACGACGAUGCCAGCAACAAAAGCAGUCUGGGUCUUUUCUCCACGGUGAUCUGUGCAACCGACCUGUCGCCUGAACGCCUGGCCGCAAUCAGGUCCCUCAACAUACUUUCCAAGGUUGUUGAAGAGGUCUCCCCUGCAGUAGUCUCGAUCACCGCCGUUGGGCACUUAUUCCAAGUACACGCCUCCACAGGCUCGGGUUUUAUUGUCGACAAUACCGGUCUGGUUAUUACAAACGCCCAUGUCGUGGGCUACAAGCAAGCCUUGAAGGUUUCUACUCCCAGUGGGCAAGAAUUCGGGGCCAGGGUUCUCGCUCUCGAUGUAAACUCGGAUUUGGCGCUUAUUCAGAUUUUGGCCGAUACUGAGACGCUGGCAAAGCUUCCAGUGCUUAAACUGGCAUCCGGAGAGCAGGCUAUUCGACCGGGAGAUUUCGUUAUCGCCCUGGGGAGUCCAUUGUCGCUCUCCAACACUGUCACCGCAGGUGUCGUCUCAGCUGUUGAUAGGGAUUUGGGCAACCGCACCGGUCUCAAGUACAUCCAAACCGACGCCAUUAUCACGUUUGGCAAUUCGGGUGGUCCACUGGUGAGCCUCUACGGUGAGGCGAUCGGAGUGAAUACGAUGAUAGCAGAUACGGGCCUGAGUUUCGCCAUCCCUAUCGACCAGGUGCAUCGCUUCUUAGCUACGGCGAAGGAGGCACUCGCGGCGGAGGAGGAGCAACGGCGCCAAGGCCGCUCUCGUAGUGCCUCAGAGCGCUCUCUAUCGCCGUCGCCACAGCCGCGCCGGUCAAAGUCGUGGCAGUGGUUUGGCAGCGGUAACGACGAGACAGCAAUGGGGCGGGAUGCCGCCUCUGUUAUUGUCGAAUCAGGAAAGAGACAGACCCGCUACUUAGGCCUGGUGAUGCGAACUCUCACACCCGAGUUGGUCGCCGAGUUGAUAUCACUGGGCCAUCUGCGUGCUGGUAGUGGUGUCGAUAGGGCUCACUGCACAGGUGUCUACAUUCAGGGUGUUAUUCGUAAUUCUCCGGCUGAAAGAGCCGACCUGAGGCCCGGAGAUGUGAUCAUCGCCAUUAAUGGCACCAAGAUAAUUAACGCGAAUGAAGUUGCGGAAAUUAUUAAGGAGCAGGAGAGCUUUUCGGUGACAGUACUUCGCAACGGUGAGCAGCUGGAGAUUGAUGACGUCAAAUCAGAGCCCGUCUAG
Molecule: messenger RNA, 1428 nt
Organism: Echinococcus granulosus
Lineage: Eukaryota; Metazoa; Platyhelminthes; Cestoda; Cyclophyllidea; Taeniidae
Product: Serine protease HTRA2
Exons: 6
Coding region: 1-1428 (475 amino acids)
Biological process (GO): positive regulation of apoptotic process; proteolysis; programmed cell death
Molecular function (GO): protein binding; serine-type endopeptidase activity
Source: RefSeq, a predicted model, not a curated record